UAGAUGUUAGGAGUAUUAGUGUACAUGUACACAUUUACUUUUCUAUCUCCAUCUUCUUCCUCUGUAUAUAUAUACUGUUCUAUACUACUUCAAUUGUAAGCUUUCAUUUUUACAGUCCAUGGAUUCCUUCUUGGCCAUUUGCAGUCAAUGGGUCUAGACUUCCCUAAGAACAUUAGUGUUAUUGCUGUAUGUCCGAAAGGAAUGGGCCUUUCAGUGAGGAGGUUGUAUGUGCAAGGAAAAGAAGUCAAUGGUGUUGUAAUUAAUUCAAGUUUUGAAGUCCAUCAGGAUAUUGAUGGCAGGGCACUGAUGUUGCCUUUGGCUCCCCAUUUACUUCUGCUACUACUUUUGCUGCUACUAGGAGCUGCCAAGGUACUUUUAGAAUGUGGUGCUCCUGGAAGUGAUGAUAUUUCAAAUGAGGCUGAUACUACAACUUCAGAGGAAACUGCUUCAAUUGUUAUGAUGGCUUUGAAGUCAUAUAGAGAUGCUUUGGAUACUAAUGAUGAGUCUAAAAUUGCAGAAUUAUAAGCUUUUCUCAGGUCUAUAGAGGGUGAGAAAGUCAAUCUUGAGAGAAAAUUGUUGAUAUUAACCGAAGAACUCUCAUAUGAGAAGGAUCGAGUUCUUAGAAUUAGUGUUGAUAUUGACAAUUUCCAGAAGAGAACUGAGAGGGAACGACUUUCUUUGGUUACAAAUGCGCAAGGGGAAGCUGAGAAUGAUUUGGAGAAGGUUGGAGCCGAGAAUGUCAAAAGAGCUUUGAGUUGCCCUUUGAAGUUGAUUGCAAAAGGUUAAUGGAAGUGUUGUUAGUGAGAAGGUGUUUUCAAGUGACAACUCAAAAUAUUAAUACAAUGCCACGAAAGGCAACUAUGAAGACUUGAUGGUUAUUGGAAUUAUUGAUCCAACCAAGGUGGUCAGAUGUUGUGAAGGGCAUGUUGCAUCUGUGGCCAAGACAUUUUUUAUAUCAGAUUUCUGCUAUGAAGGUCUUCACAACAUCCUGCCAUCCAGUGUAUGUUUUCUGGAGAAAAACAAUUAUAUCAACUAGCUGCAGUGGUGUUCUACUUAUUGUCUGGUUAGUGCAGUGACGUGUUGGGUCUUAGCCUUAUACUUCCUUGUUUUUUUUUUUCUCCAUUUUAGUUCGGUAAAUGUCAAGUCAAUUUUUGUUCAACCUGAAAAAGUCUUUCUCACUUUCACUCUAAGCUGGGCAUACAAAACUUGCAUGCUCCAGCUUACGGGGGGUGUUGGAGGAUAGGUGUUAGGGGUAUUAGUGUACAUUUACACAUUUACUUUUCUAUCUCCAUCUUCUUCCUCUGUAUAUAUACACUGUUCUGUACUUCUUCAGUUGUAAGCUUUCAUUUUUACAUUCACCAAUACAACACAUUACUUUCUCCCUAAAACUGUGUCUUCACAUCCCAACAUGAAUAAUAAUC
Messenger RNA from Ipomoea triloba (trilobed morning glory), 1421 nucleotides. RefSeq lists its product as uncharacterized. NCBI's taxonomy places the organism in Eukaryota, Viridiplantae, Streptophyta, Magnoliopsida, Solanales, Convolvulaceae. The transcript has 2 exons. Gene Ontology annotation, biological process: L-valine biosynthetic process. Gene Ontology annotation, cellular component: mitochondrion; chloroplast. Gene Ontology annotation, molecular function: ketol-acid reductoisomerase activity. Bases 148 to 525 code for a protein of 125 amino acids. The record is from RefSeq and is a predicted model, not a curated record.